Molecule: messenger RNA, 547 nt
Organism: Dimorphilus gyrociliatus
Lineage: Eukaryota; Metazoa; Annelida; Polychaeta; Dinophilidae
Source: the annotation of a GenBank genome assembly
CAUGGCUGUCACCUCUAUAUCAGUUAUUUUAACUGUGGCUGUAUUAAAAUUACACCAUUGCGGUCCUAAGCAACGCCCAGUUCCAGAAUGGGUUAGAACUUUUGUGUUGUAUCGACUAGCAAGACUACUCGGUUGCAAAUGCGACACGACCUGCUGUUAUUCAGAUAGGAAACGGAAGCCUAAAAGACCCAGGAAUGAGAAUGCUGAUGUUUGUCUGAGAUUGAUGAACGAAUCCAGGACUAGUCCCGUGGCGGAAUUACGUAGCGUUCGACAAAAGAAUGCAGAAAUACCGAAUGGGGACGCUAUGAAGCGCAUUGGUCUUUUAGAAGAUAUAUUAAAGUAUUUGCAAAUUCUUGUUGCCAAACGGGACGAAGAUGAUGAGGAAGAGGAACUUAUUAACGAAUGGCAGGCUGUUGCACAUAUCUGCGAUAAAUUACUCUUUAUACUUUUCCUCACCUGCACCAUCCUUGUAACUUUACUUUUAAUGAUAUUUAUUCCUCUUAUGCAAAAUAUCAAGAACCGUCGACCGGAUGAUUUGUACUUAUAA